AUGGAAACAUGUCAAAGCGAAUUCUACUACAUUGUGAAACAUAACUACACACCAAGAAUAUUCUCACCUAAAGACUACAUCUGUCCUCGAGGAUUCAGAGGUCCACCAAGCGACGUACCAAACUCAGAGUAUUCCGAAAAGGCUCUAGGUGAUUCUGAGCGCUAUCCAGAUCUUGAAGACAUGGACUAUCCUUCCGACGAAGCAGACACUGGUGAAGAACCUGAGGUUGAGAUCCGUCCUGCAACCAAGAAUCUCAACAAAAGUAGCGACACUUCCAUGGGGGACAACGAGAAGACUGGCAACAUCAGCGCAGCUAUCCAUUGCCCACCCCGGAAUGAAACCAUCUAUCUUCAAGUUCUGCUCAGUGGAGAGACUCGUAUCAUCCGAAAGCCUGGUAUCCUGCCUAUGGUUUGCUAUGUCGACGCGAGUACCAGCACUUCGGGACGCGAGACUGAGACCAAAACUGAAACUCCUACCGAGCAUGCUACCUCAAAGGAUGUUGGUAGAGUAGGGCUUGGACUCGAUGAAUUGAUGUUAUCCUUGAGAUUCGCAGGCAAGUCCUCUACAUAA
Mollisia scopiformis is the source of this 570-nucleotide messenger RNA. RefSeq lists its product as uncharacterized. The record is from RefSeq and is a predicted model, not a curated record. Lineage: Eukaryota; Fungi; Ascomycota; Leotiomycetes; Helotiales; Mollisiaceae. The transcript is spliced from 3 exons. The coding region runs from base 1 to 570 and encodes 189 amino acids.